AUGGCAGGAGACAAAACAGAAGUUAAAUGCUCGCUGAACGAGUCCCGUGAAUUGCCAUCCCUGCAACGCUUAGGGAGAGUGGUGGUGGACCCAGCGUCCGUGUUCCUGAUGGGCUCGGACAUUUCCAUCAGCUGCGUGUUGCUGGUCAUACCCUGCCAAGUGAUAAACUUUCAGCUGAACAUGAGCGGAAGCCCCGACAUCUACAUGAAGCGCCUGAACAACACCGUGGCCCGGUAUCGCAUUGCUGGCUUCAACAUACUGAAAUCUUCGCUCAUGUGUUAUGUCAACUGUGUGGACGGUAGAAAACACUUCGUGUGUGGAGCCAGUUUGUCUCCUGGCUAUCCUCCAGAUCCACCCCAGGAGCUCAGAUGUGUGUGGAGACAAAAUGUGAUGAAGUGCAUCUGGAGAAUCGGCAACCCUCCAAUCCUGGACACAAGCUAUACGCUCCACGUACAAGAGUGAGUGACACCUUAAUGUUCU
Callorhinchus milii (elephant shark) is the source of this 480-nucleotide messenger RNA. RefSeq names its product interleukin-23 receptor. Gene Ontology annotation, molecular function: protein binding. Bases 1 to 462 code for a protein of 153 amino acids. NCBI's taxonomy places the organism in Eukaryota, Metazoa, Chordata, Chondrichthyes, Chimaeriformes, Callorhinchidae. The transcript has 4 exons. The record is from RefSeq and is a predicted model, not a curated record.